This is a messenger RNA of Strongyloides ratti, 3294 nucleotides long. RefSeq lists its product as hypothetical. The record is from RefSeq and is a predicted model, not a curated record. The coding region runs from base 1 to 3294 and encodes 1097 amino acids. NCBI's taxonomy places the organism in Eukaryota, Metazoa, Nematoda, Chromadorea, Rhabditida, Strongyloididae. The transcript is spliced from 7 exons.
AUGGGUAAGGCAUACGAAGGUAAUGAGGAUACCUCUGGUAACACGCUUUCUAAUAAAAAAGACAAAAAACGUGCAAUGAUGGAGUCGCCUUCAUAUCUCUCAUACUCUUCUUCACGUUUUAAUUUUAAUACUUUUACCUCAUAUAUUACACGUUUUGCUAAACCAAAAUCUGUUAAUAUUAAAAAAUCACCAAAUAAUUCUAAUAAUUUACAUCUAUUAAUGGUUAAAAAUUCUGGAAGAGUUUCUAAAAAAAUAGAUUCAAGUGGUAAUAAAUGCAAAUUAAAACCAUUAAAGUUAGAUAAUUCUAUUGAGGAGAAAUCUUCAAGUGAUAAAAAGUUAUUUGAUAAAGAUAGUAAGACAUUAUCAAAUAAUAAUGAAAAUAAUACAUAUAUAUAUUAUGAUGAAUCUGAUGAUAUUCAAUUUCCUGAAAAUCUUCCAAAAUUUCAAACAUUACCACGGCAAAUGAAGAUGAAAAAUAUUCCUAUACGAAAGGUUCGUUCUGUCUCAGAACAUUCAAUUUUUGAUGUUGCCAAGAAGGAAGAAUCUAUAGAAAAUGUACGUUUACGUAAGAAAGAUAAUCCAGAAUCAAGAAGUGUUACUGAUGUAAGACAGGUAUUGUCUAAUUCUGAAGAUAAGAAAAUGUAUAAAAGAAGACAAUCUUCAAAUUUUUAUAUUCAAGAAGUUGAUUUAAAAAAUAAUGAUAUGUUUACUAAACAACAAUCUUCAAAUUCACAAAAGAAAAAUGAAAAUUUUGUUGAAAGAGAUAAUAUGUUAAAUGAAGGAGUUGUUGCAUAUGCAUCAAAUGCAGUUAAUUUUAAUCCAAAUCCUACAAUGACACAAUCUUUAUUUAUUCCUAGAGGUGGAUCAAGAAUACCAUUUCAACAUUCAUCAGAAUCAAGAAGUAAUAAUGGACAAUAUAUUUAUGAUGGUGUUACACCAAAAAGAAUUGCACCAGAAAGAAGAAAUUCUCAUUUUUUUAAUAGAUUUAAUAAUGAUAAUGGUGAAGUUUCUGGUGAAGGUUUAUAUAGAGAAAAUGACAAUGUAUCUCAUGUAACAGAUGGUUUCAUUCAACAAUUAUCUCACUCACCAAGUACAAAACGGCCUAUACAUAUUUUGCGCCAAAGUGCCUCUACAAAUGAUGGAAACUAUAAAUCUAAUUCAAAUUUGGAUGAUCUAGUUAAAAAAAAUCAAAAAUCAUUAAAAAGAUCAUUAGAGGAAAAGUUUCUACUUAGGUAUGAUAAAUUAACUAAUAAUAAUAAUACAAAUAUUUCUAUUAUUCAAAAAGAUAAAUUAAUAUCAAGAAGAAAUAGGAAAAAACUUUCAAAUAAUAAUAGUAUUAAAAAAAGUCAUAAGAAAUCACCAAAGGGAAAUCCCAAGGAAGAAUACUCAUUGUCAACAACUACUUCUUCUAGUACUAAUUUAUUAUCAUCUAACAGAGCUUUUUCAAACCAAGAUUCAUUUGGUAAUUACAGUGGUUUGGAGGAACAUCCUUUAAAUACAUCAUCUGGUGUACAUUAUCGUCCAUCAUUAUCUACUGAAUCUAAAAGAAGUCAAAGUUUUGUUCAACUUCCUGGUUAUACGAGUCAACCAUCAACUACAAGUAAUAUUGAAAAUUGGACAGGUCAAUCUUAUAGUAACCAAUCAGUGAUAUAUACAGAAGGAGCUGUUAAACAUCAAGGAUCAUCAUUAUCUUCAUCUGGAUGUGUUUCUAAUAUCUCAUCACCAGCUAAUCAUCAGGAACAUUAUAAUAACGGACAAUCACCAUAUGGAGAGAUGGGACAUAGAAAUAUAAAAAAUUUAAAUAAUGUUGGAGCAGUACCUCCACAACCACAACAUUCUAUGAGAAUUAAUAUGCCUUCACCUUAUGCUGCAACAAAUGGUAUGACACCAACAAGAAGUUCAUCAAAUAUUGCUAAAAAUAAUUAUCAUAAUGUAAGAAAUUUAUCAGAUGAAGUAUUUAUUGAUAAACCUCCUAGAAGUACAAUUCCAAAUGCUAUUAGUACUCAAAGAAUUGAUCAACUUGAAGAAUCAUUACGGGAUAUUCAACAUCAAUUAAAUACUUCAACUGCUAUACAGAUGCAAUCUAAUGUUCAAACACCAUCUAAACCUCAUUCAGAGGAUACUCAACAAGCUUUACUUGCUAUAUUAAUGGAUAAAAAAGCAGAGGCUGAUCAUUUAAAGGAAAAAAUAAAAAAAAUGCAAAAUAAAUUACAGAAACAACAAUGUGAUUUUGCUGAUGAGAUGGAUAAAAUGCGACUAGAAGCAGAAAAUAUUAGGCAUAAAUUACGGUUGAUGACUGAAAAGUUUAAUAAAUUAGAUCAAGAGUAUCGCCUUUAUAAGGAUGUUACACUUAAUGCUGAAAAUGAUAGUCAAAAAAAUCUUGAUGCUAUGAAAGAAAUUAAAGAAAGUUAUGAAAGAGAAAUAAGUGCUUUAAAACAAAGAUUAGCUAAUAUUCUUUCAACGACAGAUGAAAAUUCAUCUUCUAUUAAAGCAGAAAAAAAAUGGUUAGAAAAUGAGAAUAUGUCAUUGAAUGUUAAAUUAAAUGAGAAAGAAGAAGAAAUUACAAAAUUAAAAGAGGAACUUCUUACACUUCGUCUUUCAAAAUCAAUAAUUAAUGAUGAAGAGUAUGAUGAUGAAAAUCUUUUGAUGUUAGAUAAGAGUGAAGAUGAUUAUGUUCCACCACUAGGAAUGAAUCAUAAAAAGAAACUUCUUAAACAUAAUAAAAUUUCUCAACAAUUAUCUUCAUCAACUGAUAGACUUUCUUCAAGAUACUCAUCUUCUAAUAGUUCUGGUUUUGGUGGAUCUCAGUCACAUGAACUUCUUGCUUCUCCAACGAUUGAAAGACCUUUCCAUCCUGGAAUGACAAAUUCCCAAAAUUCUCAAAUUAGUUCAAUGUCUAAUAAUUCAAAUGAAACUUCUACCAAUAAUACAACCUCAUCGACAAUAAUUCAACCAAGAAUGCAAAGAAUUAUUAGAGAUAGUAAUGAAAUUGGAAAGCGUCUACGUAUGAUUUCAAAAUGUCUAUCUGAAAUAUCUACAAACUUUGUUGAUGGAAAAGAUCCUGAAUUUCAUAAAUUGGCAUCACGUUUCAGUGAUUCAUCAGAUUCAGAGGAUGACUUUAACAAUCUUGAUAAUACUGUGUCGUUUAAUAGUAUUCAAUUCGAAAAUACCGUCCGUAAACAUCAAGAAGAUAUCCAGAGAGCUGAACAAUUUCUAUCACAAGUUUCAAGUAACAUUCUCCAUUAUACAACUAGAGCUCCUAGUGAAAAUAAAGGUGUUUGUACUAUUCAAUGA